Messenger RNA from Telopea speciosissima, 477 nucleotides. RefSeq names its product miraculin-like. NCBI's taxonomy places the organism in Eukaryota, Viridiplantae, Streptophyta, Magnoliopsida, Proteales, Proteaceae. Gene Ontology annotation, molecular function: endopeptidase inhibitor activity. The transcript has a single exon. The coding region runs from base 1 to 477 and encodes 158 amino acids. The record is from RefSeq and is a predicted model, not a curated record.
AUGGGUACCCCAGUGAUGUUCUCUCCAGCAUCCUCAGAACACCCAGAAUUGGAAUUGCCGUCUUCUGCAGAAGAAGAAGAGGGAACGAUGAUAAUUCGGGAAUCGAUGGACAUGAACAUUUGCUUCUCUGGAAUGGACAAUAGGGUGUGGCAGGUGGAAGAGAGGAGGGAGCAAUCCGGAGGAUGGUGGAGGUCAUCGUCAAAGAAUUCGAGUUUGAGGUAUGUGACGGUGAAGGGGAAGCCAGGGCACCCAGGGGAGUCGACAAUGAGGAACUGGUUCAGAAUCGAGAGGAUAAGCGAGGGUAACCCUGUAUAUAGGAUCGUCUACUGCCCCAACGUCUGCGAUUCAUGCCAUGUGGUGUGCGGGAGGGUUGGGAUCACCAAGCAAAACGGCGAGCGCUGGUUAUCGGUUUCAGAACAUAGAGAGUUCCCCUUCGUCUUCAUCAGAGCCAGGCACUCCCACGACAAUGAUGAAUAA